Messenger RNA from Quercus robur (English oak), 1023 nucleotides. RefSeq lists its product as uncharacterized. Bases 1 to 1023 code for a protein of 340 amino acids. The record is from RefSeq and is a predicted model, not a curated record. Lineage: Eukaryota; Viridiplantae; Streptophyta; Magnoliopsida; Fagales; Fagaceae. The transcript has a single exon.
AUGGAGAAACUGUCAGCAAUGUGCGGGAAAUUUUCUUUGUCAGAGAGUGAGGAGAAUAAGUUUCAAGUGCAAGAUGAUUUAUUAGGUGAGGAGUUCCUUUUGGCGGCACGUUUCUUCACUGUGAGGGCGAUCAAUAUAGAGGCUAUUGGUAGAACUCUCAAACUGUUGUGGAGAACAAAGAAAGGUUUUGAAGUCAGAGAUAUGGGGAACCAUAGGGUUUUAUUCAUCUUCUCGGAUGAGACGGAUUUAGAUUGGGUUUUGAAGGGUGAACUAUGGACGUUUGAUAAGCAUUUGGUAGCAUUGAAGCGAGUAGAGAAAACGGUGAACAUUCAGGAGGUAACCUUCGACAGUACAAGGUUUUGGAUCCAAGUCCAUGACCUUUCGAUUCGGAGUUCAUCGUUGAUCGUAGCAAAAAAAAUUGUGUCUCUGGCCGGGGUGGUGGAUGAAGGAGAAACCAAAGUGGAGGAUCCUGAAAAUUAUAAUUUUAUGCGUGUUCAGGUAGCGGUUGAUAUUACUAAACCCUUGUGCCGAGGGAGGAAGAUUUCUACAGCUAGUGGUAAGAAGGGCUGGGUGAACUUCAAGUACGAACGACUUCCGAAUAUAUGUUAUGGCUGUGGACGGCUUACACAUAGCGAUAGGGAAUGCCUGGCUUGGACAAAGAACGAAGAUCUCUUACGCAUGGGGGUCCGGCAGUUUGGGCCAUGGUUGAGAGCCUCAACCCCACACCCUUUUAAGAAGAGUGUGAUCCAGGUAGAAGGCUAUGAAGAGGAUAGUAUUCCAGUGGAUACCUCUGACAUUCCAGAUGUUUCUGUGAAAGAUCAGAGGGACAAGGCGAGGAUUAUUGAUCCUCAUGAAGAGGAAAUUGGGGAGCACGGCGGUGAAAGGGAGGAGGUCGACAGAGAGGUCGAGAGUUUGGGUCCUACGGUGGUGCAACGGACAGAUUUGGCAGCCACGGAAAUCACGGAGGUAACGUCUCAUAAUAAUGAAGUUAUUACUGAGAUUAAUAAUAAUGCAGAUUUUUAG